UAGGUAAAAGAGAUCUUUAAAUUGUCCAUUGGUUGAUCUCCCGCUGGAAAUUAUUGCACCGAAUGCCGAGAUUCUUGGAGCAUACGCAGUGGCCACCUCGUUUCACUCACACUUCAAUGCAAAUUCGCUGGUGCAGGCGCCUACAGAUCAUCAAAUAGACAGACUUUAAUCCAAAACGAUCCUCACAAGGAUCGAGCUUUCAACAACACUUUGGAACUGUAAGGAACUACCAACAAAAUGAGUUUCAGUUCGGCCAGCGGCAGGGAGAACAAUGUUCGCAAAUUGUCCUUCCUGGGCUUCAAUACAAAGAAAAAGUCCGGCAAUGAGGAUCCCGAUGAAGUGCUGUUGGACUUGGAAAUGGACAAGGUCUUUGCCGGCUCAAGUGCACGCAAAGAGAAGUUCGAUGUGAACACCUUCCAGGACAACAGCCAACUGCCCAUUGGUUCCCGCAAAAAGAGCAGUGUACGCCCCAAUGAUCUUAACAUAGAGGAGGACUCGGAAUACGAGAGUCAAACGGAACCAUUAAAUAAUGCACAAAACUAUGAUGAUAUACCCGAAGAUUUCCCAUUAGUCUCGGAACGAGCUGGACACGGCGAUCACUCGGACAAUUCCGCUGAUGAGAAGCACGUGCAAUUUGGUGAUGCAAAGAAGAAAAUUGUCAUCACACCGCCCAAUCUGAGCUAUGAUGAACAGCCCACGGAUCAAUCGCACGAACGUAAACGCAGAAAAAGCCGCCAUCAGUAUUAUAGACAACGUAAAUUCUCACAUCAGGACAGCGUGGAACCCAAAAAGACAAUCGAGGAGAACGGUGAUGCAGGUGCGCGUAGGAUCUCUGUGCAGCCUGAGGACACGGCAUUGGAGGAAGCUGAUCUUAAUGAGCUGAGAUCACAUCGUUCGGAUGAUCCUCGCGCUAUGCGACGCCAUAAGAUACAUCAUUCAUCCAUCAAAUUGCGUGAGUUGCCACAGAUAACGAUUUCACCGUUCCAGAACAAGAAACCAGAGGUCGAUCACAGUCCACAUGAGAUAUUUGUACAACUGGAUGAGCUCAUCGGCGUGGGCGAGGAUCGGGAGUGGAAGGAAACAGCGCGUUGGAUCAAAUAUGAGGAGGAUGUGGAGGAGGGCUCCGAUCGCUGGGGCAAACCGCAUGUUGCCUCUCUCUCAUUCCACUCGCUGCUCAAUUUGCGUCGCUGCCUGGAAACGGGCGUUGUCCUUCUGGACCUUAACGAGAAGGAUCUGCCCGCCGUUGCCUAUCGCGUUGUUGAGCAGAUGGUUGUCGAUGAUCUUAUCGAUAUCAAUGAUAAGCCUUCGGUCAUGCGAUCGCUGCUCUUGCGCCAUCGUCACGUGAAUGAGCAUCAAGGUGUUCUCCCCUUCACCAAGCGCAAAUACAACAGUUACACUAGCCUGCAGCUACUUUGGAUGGGCGCGGAGGCGUCACAGCAGCUACAACAACAGCAGCAACAACAACUACAACGAAAUCUAGCAAAGACAAGACGCAGCAUCUGUGUCACCUCCAGUGCGCCGCCGGCAGCGAUGCUCAAUGUGGGGGCCAUAGAUCAUCGACGACACUCGACGACCUCGUAUCUGGGUAACCUCUCGGGCACCACGGAUGACAAGAAGAUCAAGAUAUUGCCGGCCAACGAGAUUGGCGGCAGCAAGCGGAGCAACGAGCUGAAGAUCGACAUGAAGGAUGACAUGUACUCCUCCUCGCAGGAGGAUCUCAAGAAGCUGCAGAAUGAUACCAUACUCAAGCGCAUACCCGCGGGCGCUGAAGCCACCACAGUUUUGGUGGGUGCCGUUGAGUUCCUGGAACAACCCACCAUUGCCUUUGUGCGUCUCUCGGAAGGCGUCAUGAUGCCCUCGCUGACAGAGGUGCCAGUUCCUGUGCGCUUCAUGUUCGUGCUUCUGGGACCACUGAACUUCGAUCUGGACUACCAUGAGGUGGGUCGAUCCAUCUCCACGCUGAUGGCCAACGAGCACUUCCAUGCCAUUGCCUAUAAAGCAGACGAUCGUCGAGAUCUAUUGUCGGCCAUCAAUGAGUUCUUGGACGAUUCGAUUGUGCUGCCACCUGGCAACUGGGAUCGUCACGAUCUGUUGCCCUUCGAUGAGCUGAAGGCCAAGAAAGACUGGAUUCGCACGCGGAAGAUUAAAGCGUUGCAGGUGAAGCGGGACAGCGAGAUGAUCAAGAUCGGCAGAGAUGAGGAGAAGCUGCUGCUGGAUAAGCAGGCACUGGGUGCCAUUGCCGGACCAGGAGGACCUGGUGGUGAUGGCGAUGACGAUGAUGGUGGGGAUGGCAAAAAGAAGAAACCGAAUCCCAUGGACAAGACACAUCGACUGUGGGGCGGUCUCUGCAACGACCUCAAGCGUCGCAUGCCCAUGUACAAGAGCGACAUCCUCGAUGGUCUCAACACGGAGACACUGGCGGCCACCAUCUUCAUGUACUUCGCCUGCCUCUCGACGGCCAUCACUUUUGGCGGCUUGGCCUCGGCCAAGACGGACAGCUGGAUUGGCAUUUCGGAGACUCUCAUUGCCUGCUCGCUGGUGGGCGUUAUAUUCCACUGUCUCUCCUGCCAGCCACUGGUCAUCAUUGGCACCACUGGACCGCUCUUGCUCUUCGACGAGGCACUGAUGCGUUUCUGCACGGAGAACAAGUUUGAUUUCCUUUCGUUGCGGGUUUAUGUUGGAAUCUGGCUGAUCAUCAUCGCGCUCUGUGUCUCGGCAUUUGAGGGCAGUGUCUAUGUGCGUCUGCUCACCCGCUUCACGCAGGAGAUCUUCUCGGCCUUGAUCACAUUGAUCUACAUUGUGGAGACCAUGAUGAAGCUGGUGUCCAUCUACCAACUCAAUCCUCUGCUCGCCGACUACAAUCUGCCUCCUCCCACUCUGAUGGAGCAUGACAAUGCCACAAGCUUCAAUGUGAGUGUGAGUCUGUUGAAUGGAACGACCACCAUGGCUCCUCCUCCAUCCUCCGCCUCGAAGUUGCCCAGCAAUCAGCCAAACACGGCCCUCUUUUGUACCAUACUCACAUUGGCCACCUUUGUGGUCGCCUAUUACCUGAAACUGUUCCGCAAUUCGCACUUUUUGGGCCGCAAUGCGAGGAGAGCACUUGGUGACUUUGGCGUGCCCAUCUCCAUUGCCAUCUUUGUGCUCGUGGAUUACCUGGUGCCUUCAGUCUACACCGAGAAGUUGGUGGUGCCCGAGGGUCUCUCGCCCAGCGAUCCCACGAAACGUGGCUGGUUCAUCGGCUUCAACACGAGCUUCGAUACUUGGGUGCCUUUUGCGUGUGUGGUGCCAGCUCUACUUGUCUAUAUCCUCAUCUUUAUGGAGUCACAGAUAUCCGAGCUGAUCGUGGACAAGCCAGAGCGUGGCUUGAAGAAGGGUUCCGGCCUCCAUUGGGACAUUGUGCUGCUCUGCCUGCUGAACACCUUCUGUGGACUCUUUGGCAUGCCUUGGCAUUGUGCUGCCACCGUGAGAUCGGUUACCCAUGUCUCCUCAGUCACAAUUAUGUCACGCACACAUGCUCCUGGUGAAUCCCCGCGUAUUAUCGAUGUGAAGGAACAGCGAUUGUCCGGCUUCUUUGUCUGUGUGAUGAUUGGAUUGUCGGUGCUAAUGGCGCCUCUUCUGCGUCUCAUCCCAAUGGCCGUGCUCUUUGGCGUCUUUCUCUACAUGGGCAUCGCUUCGAUGAGUGGCGUUCAGUUCUUUGAACGUGUAAGACUGUAUUUCAUGCCCGUCAAGCAUUAUCCCCCAACGAACUAUGUGAAGCGUGUGCGUCCCUGGAAACUACAUUUGUUUACCACCAUCCAAGUGCUUUGCCUGGUGGUUCUAUGGACCGUCAAGUCAUCCAAGUUCUCGCUGGCCUUCCCCUUCUUCCUUAUCCUAAUGGUGCCCAUCAGACAGCAAUUGAACUCACUCUACAAGCCCGAAGAACUGCAGGCGUUGGACGGCAGCGAGGUGAGGAAUGCUGAAUCUGAACCCGAUUUCUAUGAGCAGACCAACAUACCAGCCUAGUGACUUAAUAAGCAGCACAGUUAAAAACAUGACCUCGCCCCGAGGGGGCACAGGUCUUAGGCCAAAUGCAUAAAACUAACUUAAUUAGUCCUAACUUUAAAUUAGUUAAUACAAGUAUUAAAGCCCAAAAUCAACCCACGAAACAAACAAGAAACAAAAUGAUAUCAAAAGUAACAAAAGAAACAAGUUCUGGUGAUCGGAUGAACGAACUACCUGCAUUAGUAUUUAGUACAUGGAAAGAGAAAGAGAGAGGAGAAGAAAAGAUACUUACACACCUGAAGAAUUGAAACCUAUAGAUUGUAAAGAAGAUUGAGAGAGUCGACAAAACAAAGCGAAACAUUGUACCUAAAGUGAGACAUGACAUUGUAGGGCAAAAGUAGCUAAUUAUGUAUUUUUCAAGAUCAAAACACGAGAUCAACAAACUAAACAGAAUUACCCGAUUGAUCAGGCAAACAAGGACCUUCAUUUCUGCCUUAAGACAACAUGUUUGCUUAGCGAAAAUAUUUAGAAAAGAAACAGAAAAUGACAUAUACGAGUAUUUAUUUGAUUUCCUCGUUAUUUAGUUUUCUCGUUUCUUCGUUCGUGCGUAUUAUUAGCAAUAAAACAUUUUGCAUAUUAUAUAUAUAUUAUUAAUAUAUAUUAUAUUAUUAUCAAAAUAAUACUUACUCUCGGUUUAGUCUCAUCGAAAGAGCAAUGAACAUGAUAAAGCAUUCUUAAAGGAAAUGAUGAAGAAACUAUUAACUAUUCAUUAACUAAAUAGCUUCAACUGGCGUAGUGAUAAUUAGUGUCAAACACACACAAACUAAACUCCCAAAUCCCCCUCUCCCCCCCAACAUAUAUUUAAAAGAAGUAAUAUUAUUAUUAUAGUAAUGAUAACUGAAUGAAAAGUGAAAAUUGUUUGCGUACCUCCCGUUUAGCGCACACUUUUAAAGUGAUUGCUCCGUUGUGACGUACUGCUGUAAGUUUGCCUUCUUAUUGGGAAUAUUACCUAUUGUAUAGUCGUAAUUCGUUCCAAUAAUACAAAUACACAUACACUUGUAUGUGCGGAUAUAUGUGUAUCCGUUCGAAGCGACCUAAACCUAUUUUUAUGUAACUUGCAUGUACAUGUAUCGUACGAUACUUACUCUUAAGUAGUUGUUGUCUAGUUUGUUUUAUUCAAAUUCAAAUAAAAUAUGCAAUUAUAUUAAAUUUCAA
Molecule: messenger RNA, 5196 nt
Organism: Drosophila innubila
Lineage: Eukaryota; Metazoa; Arthropoda; Insecta; Diptera; Drosophilidae
Gene: Ae2
Product: anion exchange protein 3
Exons: 14
Coding region: 238-4002 (1254 amino acids)
Biological process (GO): transmembrane transport; regulation of intracellular pH; monoatomic anion transport
Cellular component (GO): plasma membrane
Molecular function (GO): solute:inorganic anion antiporter activity; monoatomic anion transmembrane transporter activity
Source: RefSeq, a predicted model, not a curated record